This is a messenger RNA of Epinephelus lanceolatus (giant grouper), 2562 nucleotides long. NCBI's taxonomy places the organism in Eukaryota, Metazoa, Chordata, Actinopteri, Perciformes, Serranidae. The record is from RefSeq and is a predicted model, not a curated record.
CAGACUGUCAAUUCCUGCUCCUCUCUUCGCCACCUGUUAGUUAGUCUCCCUCUCCUCUCCGCGCUGGAAUCCCCUCUUUUUUUAUGAGGAGUUUCACACUCGCGCUAUCAGUGAGCCCUAUGACUGUCCGUAAAGGAAAACGUUUAGCCAUCUCCAUCCAGGAGCACAUGGCCAUCGACGUAUGCCCGGGCCCAAUCCGCCCCAUCCGCCAAAUCUCUGCCUACUUCCCUCGCCUGUCACCCACUUCCUCCUUCUCCGAGCCGCUCUCGCCAAAUCAGGUGGCAGCUCCCACCGCGCUCAGCCCUGGCAGUGCGGGCCAAGGUGGAGGGGCCACCGGGGGAGGAGGGAGCAGCAGUCUGCUGUCACCAGGAGUGGCGGGCGGAGGGGGCUCAUUGUCAGCCAUGAGCAGCAUGGACACCUCCAUCGAGAUCGACAGCUGUGACAGCGAUGAUAACACCUCCUUGGGGACGUUAGAGUUUGAUCUACUGUACGAGAGAGCCACCAGUUCCUUACACUGCACCGUCCUGAGAGCAAAGGGUCUGAAGCCCAUGGAUUUCAACGGUUUGGCCGAUCCUUAUGUCAAGCUGCACCUGUUGCCAGGAGCCUGCAAGGCCAAUAAACUGAAAACCAAGACCGUUCGCAACACGCUGAACCCUGUGUGGAACGAGACGCUCACCUACUGUGGGAUCACCGAGGAAGACAUGUACCGCAAAACACUCAGGGUGUCAGUGUGCGACGAAGACAAGCUGACACAUAAUGAGUUCAUCGGGGAAUCGCGGGUGGCCCUGCGUCGCGUGAAGCCUGACCAGACCAAACACUUUAACAUCUGUCUGGAGCAUCCACCUCCUCUGCCUUCUCCGACUGCGAUGAGCACAGCCCUGAGAGGAAUCUCCUGCUACCUGAGAGAGAUAAUGAUUAAACUCAUAUAUGACGGUAUCACAUCCCUCUGUCUCAGGUACCUCAAGCCAGACGUUCAAAAGAAGUCCAAGCACAAAACAGCAGUCAUAAAAAAGACUCUCAACCCGGAGUUUAAUGAGGAGUUCUUCUAUGAAAUCACCUUCUCAGAGUUAGCCACCAAGACACUGGAGGUCACGGUGUGGGACUACGACCUGGGGAAGUCCAACGACUUCAUAGGCGGUGUGUCCUUAGGGUGCCACUCACAGGGAGAAACGCUGCAGCACUGGAUAGACUGUCUGAAGAACAAGGGCAAGAAGGUAGAGCGCUGGCACACACUGACCAACGAGCUGCCGGGAUCCACACUGCAGGAAUGAACUGGUCCUCUUCCUCUGUACUGACACUGGAGAGGCUGUCUGACGAGAGACGUUUCAUCGCAUGCCCUGAGGAUUGUCUGCAUGACUAUGAAGGAUUCAUAUCCUACUUACUUUGUGUCAUGAAUGAGAUCAUAAUUCACACCCAAGGGGGGUCACACUCAGAUAUCAAUACUCUCAUCUUGGAUCUAAAUAGACCUGAUGCAAAUAUGAAGACCCUUCCUAACGCAAAACUGUACAGCCUGAGAAUUUUCAUAAUCAUAUUCAUAGGGAUCCAUGUCCCUUUUGUGGAUUUAAUGUCAGACUAAUUGCUCCUCUGCAAUGCUUCAAACUGGUCAGAUCUCAAUCAACAAGCAAAAUUGAAAUCGUGCAGGAAAAUAUAACGAGGGAGAGGCUGAAUUAUUCUGCUGUUCGACUCUCAUGUCAGGUUUACUCGCUCUCAUUACAGUCUGCAUGUUAUUUUCAUUGACCACUGACAUUAAAACUCCACCGUUAUGACCAUCCAUCUCACAGCGCACAUACCUCUCCCUUGCAAUAAUGUUUUUUCUAAUGCUUCCAGAGACCUUCACGCGGUCUUGAUACUGUCAGACACUUUGUAUCUAUUGAUCCGAUUGCCAUUGGAUUGCCUGCAGACAGCACACCCUGAUAAGACAGUUGGUUCUUCCAUGUUGAUGGCUCGUGUCAGUGAUUUGCAUGUUUGGUGUCGAUGGAGCAAACUAAAAAGACAAAUAUGUGCCAGGCUCUGCUGCAGGAUGUUCAUCAUUGUGUUGCUCCCAAUUCUCCUGAGGUGUGUUGCUCUGAUUAACUGAGAGAUUGUUUUAUUUAAUUCAAGGGUAACAGUUUUUUUUAAAUAUCGUUGAGUUGUUUAAUGUGUCGGCUCUGAUAUCACAGUGUCAGUGUCUUGUUGGUGACACGUUGAUGUUGACCUAAAUUUGCUCCACAAUCCCUGAUUUGUACAGAGGAGGAGAGUGAUGUAAUUAACAGGAAGGUCUCAGAGCAGAUUGGUUUAUGGGGAGCUGUGCAUGGUCACACUGUAACACCCAGUGAAUAAAAUCAUCAGCCUUUGUUUAGUAUCUAAAUUAUAAACAUGAAUGGUGUAUAGAGCACAGUGCUGCUGCGUUACUGUGGAUCCUGUUAACCACGCUGCAGAUUUGAUCUCAUGUGGUUAAAGAGGCAUGCUGAUAAUGCCAGUGGUGUUCAUAUGUAAAUAUAUAUUGUGUUUGACUUGCUUUGGGUGUUUGUCUUUUGGAACUUAAAGUGUGCAUGAUUGUUUUUCAUAAAAUAUUCAUAUUGA